AUGUCAGCGAAUCCGGAAAAGUUCAAUGACCUUUACAGUUCCCCGUAUCUUGUCGACUAUUACGACCUGGUGGCUCCAAAUUCGGAUUCAAUAGACGAUGCCUCGUUCUACUGGAGGGUCUAUCAAGAGCUUCGGUCGCCCCUCCUCAAGCCUCCCAGAGAGCCGUUCAUUAUCAUGGACGUCGGAACUGGUACCGGGCGCGUUAUUCAAGGUCUUUCAAACAGUGCAGCAGUGAUUGGGGAUGAUUUCUUCAACACCAAAGUUCUAGGGGUGGACAACGCCCAGCACAUGUUGGACAAAGCUGCCCAAAAUCUCGACUCUCUUUUCAAAGAGCAUGUCUCUUGGAUUCUCGGGUCUGCCCUUGAUCUAGAGAGCGUGAUGGCUCAAAGUGGGUACGACAAGGUUGAUCUGUUGAUCUUCUCUAUCGGAUCCAUCAGCCAUUUGUCCGAGAAGGGCCAGCCAGAGAAAUUUCUGGAGCAAGUCUCUCGGGUGCUUCGUCCUGGUACCGGGCGCGCCUACGUUUCCAUAUACGAUGGGUCACUCCUUCGAAAGAGCGAAGAAAUUGCAUUCCAUCAGCCAGAAGGAAUCACGGAAAUCAAAAGUCAAACAUUCCCGAACAUCAUGUAUCGAGAAUUCAAUCAUCGCGGGGAUAUCCAAGAUAAGGUCAAAGAUGUGAAAUUUGAACUACAAGUGGUAGAGCAGACGGAGCUUGGAGAUCAAGUUCUAGAGACAAAUAACAUUUCCAUGAGAAUGAGGCAGUGGGAAGAGGACGAGCUGGUGUCGAUGUCAUCUCAUGCUGGUCUCAACUUUGUUGAGAAGGCUAGGGGGAAGCAUGAAACAUUCUAUGUAUUCUCAACUUCAGCAUAG
This is a messenger RNA of Penicillium olsonii, 867 nucleotides long. The record is from the annotation of a GenBank genome assembly. NCBI's taxonomy places the organism in Eukaryota, Fungi, Ascomycota, Eurotiomycetes, Eurotiales, Aspergillaceae.